Messenger RNA from Echinops telfairi (small Madagascar hedgehog), 2453 nucleotides. It is a transcript of the gene WDR4, whose product is annotated as WD repeat domain 4. The record is from RefSeq and is a predicted model, not a curated record. Gene Ontology annotation, molecular function: protein binding; tRNA (guanine(46)-N7)-methyltransferase activity. Gene Ontology annotation, cellular component: nucleus; tRNA methyltransferase complex; cytosol. The coding region runs from base 80 to 1375 and encodes 431 amino acids. The transcript is spliced from 11 exons. Lineage: Eukaryota; Metazoa; Chordata; Mammalia; Afrosoricida; Tenrecidae. Gene Ontology annotation, biological process: RNA (guanine-N7)-methylation.
UCCCUGCUCCCUCUCCCACAGCCUCCGCCCGUAUCUACUGACUGCGCUUUAAUUGUCCUUCCGCGCAUCUUGCAUCCGAAUGCCCCUCCCUUGUGGCCUUUCGCAGAGUCUUUUGCUGUGUAUGAUUUCACUCCCCUUUAACGUACUCGCAGAGCUUAGACACCGGCCAGAGUUUUGGAGCGGUCACUGUGGACCGAAUGGUCUUGACCCACGAGGCUGGAGUGGUGACGACAGCCUCUUCAGAUAUGAUUGCAGUGCGGCGGAAAAGAAACCACAGGACAAUAAAGGGGAAGACGGGCAGCCCGUGGAGAAGGGGAGUGACAUGAUUCUGGCAUCCACCUUCUCUGAGUCUGGCCGCUAUUUUGCUUUAACUGAUGACAAUAAGCGCCUGAUUCUUUUCCGUACAAACCCUUGGCAGUGUCUGAGUGUCAGGACCGUGGUGAGGCGCUGCACCGCCCUGGCCUUCACUGCCUCCGAGGAGAAGGUUCUGGUGGCCGACAAGUCCGGGGACGUGUACUCCUUCUCCGUGUCGGAGCCUCAGGGACAUGGGACGCUCGAGCUGGGACACCUGUCAAUGCUGCUGGAUGUGGCGGUGAGUCCGGAUGACCGCUAUGUCUUCACCGCCGACCGUGAUGAGAAGAUCCGCGUGAGCUGGCUGGCAGCGCCCCACAGCAUCGAGUCCUUCUGCCUGGGACACACCGAGUUUGUGAGCCGGCUGUUUGUGGUGCCCGACCAGCCGGGGCUGCUGCUGUCCACCUCCGGGGAUGCCACGCUGAGGCUCUGGGAGUACCGGCGCGGGCGGGAGCUGCACCGCUGCCUGCUGACCAGCCUGCAGGAGCCCGGCGAGUCCCAGGGCGAGAAGAGGUUUGCUGUGUCCCGGAUCACAUACUGCCGCCAGGACAGCUGCGUGGCCCUGCUGUGUGACAGCUUCCCCGUGAUCUACAUCUUCCAGCUGGACGCCCCCCAGCGUCAGCUGGUGUACAAGCAGAAGCUGACCUUCCAGCACCGAGUGUGGGAUGUCGCCUUUGAGGAGACGCAGGGGCUGUGGGUCCUGCAGGACAGCCGGGACGCUCCGCUGGUGCUCUGCCGGCCGGUUCGGGGACAGUGGGAGCCUGUCCCUGAAGACCACACGCUGAAGAAAGUCUGCGGCGAUCUUCGCGGGAACUGGGCCAUGUUAGAAGGCUCGGCUGGUGCGGGGGACAGCUUCAGCAGUCUGUACAAGGCCACCUUCGACAACAUGACGAGCUACCUGCAGAGGAAGGAGGAGCGGCUGCAGCAGCAGCUGAGGAAGAGGCAGCGAUGGGAGAGCCCACAGCCGGGCCCCAACGGGCACACCAAGAAGCGGAAGUCAGACGAAGUGCCUUUGGGCUGCUAAUCCCGCCUCCUGCAGUGACCUCUCCACGUGGAAGCAGUGAGCCCUUCUGCCUGCCCCUCCUGCCCUGGCGUCUGUCUCCUUGAAGAACAGGGUGGAUGUCUUGCUUGACGCCGUGCCUAGAGGCAGUGAGGUCCUGCCUGGGACCAGCUGUGGAGGCUGGGCACACCCUUGGCCCUGAAGGCUGCCACGGAGCGUGGGCCUCCUGUCCAGACCCCGUGCUGCCCUCGUGUUGGAGGGCAGCAUGCGCUGCUGUCUGUGCAGCUCGAGCUGCUGCCAGUGGGAAAUGGCCUGCAGCAUUGUAUCUGGUCCUUCAUGUUGGAGGGAACCUGUGGCCGUGCUCGGAGCAGCUGCCCCUUCUUCUACCACCCCCACGCCGAGGGCAUGCUGUACCUUGAAGGGAGGUGUUCACGGCAGCGUGACUCCUAUUUUAAGGAGGUCACCGUCUCUCACCCUGAACGUUAGACUCCGCUGCCCAGCACGGUGGUCACUGCUGGCUCACUAGCUUCGUGUGACAGUGACGUUGAAGUAAGAUGAACAGCUCAGCUCCUGAUCGUCCCGGCUCUGUCUCAGGUGCUCAGUAGCCAGCGCAGCACUAGCGGCCGCUGUUUCAGACGUGCAGGUGGAGAGCAUUUCCACCUUCCAGAGCUUGCUCGAGAGGCAGCUCUGGAAACAUCACUCUAAAAGGUGAUCACAGCAACUUCAUGCGUAGUGACUAUUUUGAUUUAACUGUGUGCACGCUCUGCAAAGCAGUAGGGGCUGCCCACUGAACUCUGAUUACUGGGCAGUAAAGGGGAGCUUUGGGCAGCUUGCGGGAACCCUUUAGCAGCAGUGUGCAGGGCCGGUGUGAACUGUUUUGAGCAGAGCCAUCUGAUGAGCAUACUGUUUGCACACAGUGAAACCUUUCCCCCAUGACUGGGCGCGUGGACGCGUCAGCUGACAUGCUCGGAUGGGCUUUGACGGACUUCCCUCGACCCCUGGGUACCUUGGAGCAGCAGCAGUGACAGCUGCAGGUUUCCUGGAUGCGCAGGAACAAAAGCAGUUUGUCUAUUAAAGCUAGGGUGCUUCACUUUGUUCAUAA